GCCAGUUAAUCGCUCCCUGCAGGACUCAGAUGUGGAGUGAACGUUACAGGUGGAGCACAGAGAGUCGAGUCUGACCAGACAAACAGAGGCACUUUCAACGGCGUUUAACGUAGAUGCUGACAACUCCCGUUGGCACCAUGAAGAUGAUCUCCUCCAGCACUCCUCAGCAGUAGGCGGGCAGCAUGGCUUCUGCUCCUCCUUCCAGAGAGGACCAAAGUGGCUCAUUAACGCUGCGCUGGAGGCUAACGCCGACAUAGAUCUAUUUUACUCAGUACCAAGACUUCAAACUGAACCGAAGCAGGCUGAGUUCCUCUCUGCUGGCCUGGUUAAACAUAUGUGUGAACUGCCUUUAAAAACAAAGAUGACUUGUGCCAGAGCGUCACAUGUUCAGGAAAGGGCCAUCAACACAGUGUAAUAAUAGCAACAUCUGGACUGAGGCUUUGGACCAUGUUUUGUCUCUGAUUGGGUGCGUUGGUGGCAGAGCUGGACCCUGCAGCUCUUCCACACUUAGAUAAACCUGGACUCUGAGCCAUGUCUCUUCUGACAGUCCUGAGCAUCGUCUGUGGAUGGAUGCUCCAUGUUUCAUUCAGUACCCUCAACACACACUACGGCAUCCCACGACAAACUGUCCCCUACCAGAAUGAGCUGCGGCUGUUCAGGGAAGAAGGGAUCUUCAACUACUCCACCAUGCUAAUGAGGGAUGACCUGGGUGUAGUGCUGCUGGGAGCCCGAGAGGCUAUCUAUGCUCUGGACAUCAACAACAUCUCUGUGAGAAAGGCUGUGGUGUAUUGGCGAGUAACUGAGGAAAAGCAGAGGGAGUGCAAGUACAAGGGAAAACAUCUAGAGGUGGAAUGCCGGAACUACAUCCGAACUCUGCACAGACUGAACGACACUACAAUGUACGUGUGUGGCACCAAUGCUUUUAGCCCCUCCUGUUACCACAUGACGUUUUAUAAUGGACAGCUGAGGCUGGAGGGAAAGCAGGAAGAGGGAAAGGGGAAAUGUCCUUUUGAUCCCUUCCAGAGAUACUCCUCCCUCAUGGUUGGAAAUGACCUGUAUUCUGCUACAUCCAUCAACUUCUUGGGCUCUGAGCCUGUGGUUCUGCGCAGCUCGGACUUGGCUCUCCGCACUGAGUUCAAGAGCUCCUGGCUCAGUGAGCCAAACUUUGUCUACAUGGAAUUUGUGGAUGAGAGUUUUGAUAGUGCUGAAGGCGAUGAUGAUAAAGUGUACUUGUUCUUCAGUGAGAAUGCCAUGGAGUAUGACUUCUACAGCAAAGUAGCAGUGUCUCGAGUGGCCCGUGUCUGCAAGGGGGAUAUGGGAGGCCAGCGGACACUGCAGAGGAAGUGGACUUCGUUCCUGAAGGCUCGUCUAGAUUGUUCCCUCCCUGAACCCAGCCUGCCCCCCAUUGUCCAGGAUGUCUUCCUGCUUAAGCACAAGGACUGGAGGAAGAGCGUCUUUUAUGCUGUCUUUACUCCCCAGUCGAGCUUGUCCCAGGUAUCUGCUGUCUGUGCAUAUGCUGUGUCUGCCAUCCGAGAUAUUUUCAAUGAAGGCAAAUUCAAGACACCUGUUGCUGUGGAGACGUCUCACGUCAAGUGGGUGAUGUACACUGGAGAGGUACCAGUCCCUAGACCGGGAGCGUGCAUUAAUAAUGUGGCCCGUAAAAUGGGGAUGAAUCGCUCUCUGGACUUGCCUGACAAAACCCUCCAGUUCAUCAGGGACCGUCCCCUCAUGGACGAGGCUGUUCGCCCUCUGACAGGAGGGCCGCUGCUGCUCAAGAAGGGAGCUUUGCUGACUCGGAUUGUAGUGGACAGUGUGUUGGCGCUGGAUGGACAACAAUAUGACGUCAUGUUCAUUGGCACUGAAAAUGGUUACAUUCAGAAGGCUGUCAACUACGAUGGAGAAAUGUUCAUCAUCGAGGAAGUUCAACUGUAUGAAAAUCCUUUUCCUAUAAGCAUCCUGCGACUGUCAUCCAGCAAGGGUCAGCUGUAUGCAGGUUCUGAGUUUGGUGCUAUCCAGAUGCCCGUCAGUAACUGCAGCCACUAUGACACAUGUGCAGACUGCAUCCUGGCCAGAGACCCUUAUUGUGCCUGGGACUUCAUCGCCCAGCAGUGCUCCUCAGUCUAUAGCUUAGCAUCGUCUUCAAACCCUGCAUUACAGAGUCUGAAAGAGGGAGAUGUCUCACAGUGUCCUCAGCCAGAGCCGGUAGCAGCUGUGGAUUUCACUCUGGUUCCAGAGAACAACAUCCAGCUGCCUUGCCAACUCCACUCCAAUUUGGCACAGGUCCUCUGGCGCUUCUCUGACCAAACACUUCAGUCCAGCAACAAAUACUACAUCUACAAUGGGGGCCUCCUCAUUCUGAGUGCUUCUAAAUCGGACGCAGGCUUGUACACAUGUGACUCAGUGGAGCAGAUCAAUGGCAGAGCGUACAACCGGACUGUGGCUGUUUAUCGAUUACAGCUCUCCUCUGGCUCAGGAGCAGGGGGCAGCACUACUCCUGGAUAUGGCGUGACAAAUUCCUCAGACUCUAGUAACAGUCUGAAUACAGCUGCACCAGCACCGGGGCCAAACGAGGCCAGUGAGGACCCGCUGUCCCCUGAGAAUCAAAGCGACACUGGCAGGGUGACACGUUUAGAGGUGGCCGUGGCUCUGCUCUCUCUGCUUUGUCUCUCCCUAAUGGGCGUCAUAUUUUGGAUCUGGAACAGAGGGCAUUGGGAAUGCGUCAAGUUUGCAAAACGUUCUGGUGCAAGCGAGGCAAAAAGGCAGUCAGCCGAGUACAUGCAUAUCCCGAACAGAACUUCAGAGAUAAAGCUCCUGGGGCCUGAGUCCGGUAGACCUUGCAGUGCCAAUAAUAAUCACUCUGCUGUUGACUUCAAAGGAAACGGGGAGCACCACUUCACACCUAUGGCCAACAUUUCAAGCCUGGAUGGUCUGGGAUACAUAAACGAUGAGUCAGAGAUUUGACUCUGCUGAGGUAGAGACAUUAGGUGAAGGGCCGACGACAGUGCACUAAUUAACUUCCCAUAGGUGUCCUGCUGUAAAAAGCUUUUCACAUUAUAAAUUCUUUUGAUAGGGGUGCUCUGUCUCCAUGUCAAUUCCUGACAAAGUUCAUCAUUUCUGUACUCUAACUGGGCAGCUGAUGUUCACUAAAGAGAGUUUUCAGGACUUCUGGUGGACUUUUCACUCCAGGAAACAGUUGAAAAUUCAUUUUUGUAUCAGUGUAACUUUUGUAUAAUUAUUGUGAAUACAAUUUGUGUAAAAUAUUGUGUACAGCCAAGACAUUUUUUUCAACCACUAUUUAUUUGACAAUGAAGUUUUUAUUUCAGCAAUUGUAAAACUUGUGAUUGGAGUCUUGAAAAUGUGGCUAAUAAUUACACUGUUAGACUUCCAGUUUGGUCCGUGUAUUUUCUGGCAGUUCCAGCCUCAGAAAACCCAGAGAAACUUUUGUUAUUAUGUUUUUUGCUUUUGACCAAAAAAAUGUAAUAACUUAAAAAAAAAAACUAAAAACAUGUUCAUGUACAUUUUUCAUUUCUAAAAAAAGGAACAACUGAAUAAUAGGCUGUUUUGCAGUUUUUUUUGUUUUAGUCACAAAAAUGGAAACACUGGACACUGCAUCAAUUGUUUUGUACACACAAUAACAAAUAAACCUUUGCACCAAACAUUACAAUCAUAAAAUGUAAAUUUGACUCCUGCUGCAUACAUGGAUAAAUACCUCCAGCAGUCCAGGCUUAUUUAUUCAUAUUUAUUUAUUGUCCCCCUAAUAUUGAUACAGUCCAUUAAUUCACUAAUACAUUUCCAUUGAUAUUAUUUUAAAUACAUUGUAUAGAGCAAAUAGACCUAAUAUUAUACUGUAAAACAUGGUGGAUUGCUUUGAUUUUGACAUGAAGACUUUUAUUUUGAAAUUUGCACCUUUCCCAUGGGGUCAGAUGAUUUCCUUUUCCUCAGGUGUAUCAUUAAAACAGAAAACAAAAUAACAGAACUUGAAGAUAAAAUUGGACCAAGUUUUUCUUAAAUUUGUUUUCAAGUUUUUACCAUUUUCAUUGUAAUCACACAAACAGGAAAACGGAAUGCAACAUAAAAUUAAAAAAUUGGUCCAGUUUCUGUUUGUUGUUUUUCCAAUUCUGUUUUUUGUUUUCUUGUUUUAAAGAAAGACUUGAAGAACAGGAGAAGAUGUGACCCAAUGGGAAAGGUAAACAUUUCAAAUUAAAAGCCUCCAUAUCAAGAUAAAAGCCAACAUAACCACCUACAGUAUAAUAGAGGGCUUUUUUCCUCUAUACAGUGUUUUACAAAUCAUUUAAGUAGUAAAUUUACAGGUGAAUUAAUGGUCUUAAUUAUUUUUAGAAAUAGUUUGAUUACACAUACAAUCCUAAUAAACCUUUCACACCUAAGAAUACAAUCAUGAAUAUUUUUUUUUCACCUUUGGGAUUGAAACAAGAAAAGACGGAGGAAAACAGUUUUUCCCCUGUUUUCAAUUUUAUUAAAAAAAACAAAAACAAAAACCGAGCAAGAUUUUCUCUGUAUUUCUGAAGCUUGUUUGAACCAGCAAUGGACCUGCCUGAAAGUACACUGACCAAGGCUCCUUUUUUCCAUUUUUUCUUUUUUUUUAAUUAACAGGAAAAUGUUUUCUUUAUUUUUUUCUUUACAUUUUCUGUCAAAAAACGAAAAAGCUAGAUAACAAGACUUCCCCUGAAUUUCUGAGGCUGAUUUCAAACAGGAAAUGGAACUGUCUGAAAAUCCACUGACCCGGUUUCCAUGCACAUUUCAUUUGAUGGAUACUGCUGGCAAACUAGGACGAACCUAAUCAAAGGGCAAACUAGCUGUGUAAUAACUCAGUAGUUUGUACUGCUCCCUUCGUUCAGGUUUACAGCUUAAAAUGGACCAUAGAUUUACAUCUACGUUUAGAAAUUCAGACUUUUGUUAGUUGAAAUAGAGUGAACUCAUGCUCUCUGUCUCUUAUCACAAGAUGAUUUCAGAGCUGUAAAUGUUGUCAAAUCAUUGAGAGUGUCAUUGGGAAGUACAAGUGUGGGUGUACAUUUCUGUCAGUGAGCAGACUCUACAUCAGACACAGCAGAUAACAACUCUGUCUUUUGGUGUCAAACUUUGGAAAAUUCAGUCUUUGUUGAUAAUAAAAAAAGGGCUUCCUUGAGA
Messenger RNA from Cheilinus undulatus (humphead wrasse), 5145 nucleotides. RefSeq lists its product as uncharacterized. Gene Ontology annotation, molecular function: chemorepellent activity; semaphorin receptor binding. Gene Ontology annotation, biological process: negative regulation of axon extension involved in axon guidance; semaphorin-plexin signaling pathway; axon guidance. Bases 532 to 2961 code for a protein of 809 amino acids. The record is from RefSeq and is a predicted model, not a curated record. The transcript is spliced from 14 exons. Lineage: Eukaryota; Metazoa; Chordata; Actinopteri; Labriformes; Labridae.